UGUUUACUCCAGGGCGCAAAUUUGUAAAUUUCACUAAAUGGGCUCACGUCAACUCCACUUCGCCGUUUUUGGCUCCUGCGGCUUUGAGGCGGACACUCUGGUGGAGAUCUCCGGCCCCGGGAACAGUGGCAAAAGCCUAGUGCUCCAACAGUUGGUGGCCCACUGCCUGGCGCCCUACAAAUUCGGUGGUCGCCAGUGGAGCGUCCUGCUGAUCAAUCUGAGUCACAAGAUCAACCGAGAAUCUUUGGCCAAGAGCAUUAGAAUGGAACUGAAGGCGUACUCUGUCGGCGAAGUGGUUGCUGCGAAAUGCCCCACGGAGGAGCAGCUGGCCGAGAUUGCGGGCGAGUGCAUGAGUCGCGUGCGAUUCCUCAACUGUUUCGCGAACGAUGAUGUUUCCACGUCGCUAAUCGACGCCCGCUACGCGAUCAUCAAUGAUCCUGGCAUACAACUGGUUGCCAUGGACACACUCAGCGAAUUCUACUGGCUAGACGAGCCUAAGAUUACCAAGAGAAUGUCCAUGUAUCGCCACUAUCGAUUGCUCCAGGCGCGCCUGGAGAAGCUCUGCAAGGACGCCAUCGUGUGCGGCAUCUACACGGUGGAGUCUGCCUUCCUGGAGAAUCGCUUUGGCGAAAACCUGCCCGAGGCUAGCAUAAAGUACCAUGUCAGGAUGCAGAAGAUUCAAAACCAGAUACUCUUGAAUGGACUGCCUCUGUCGUUUAGCAAUGGAAUUCAUUUAAAUACAACUAUUAGCAAAGAAAUUACUUAGGCAUUAUUGACUCAGCACAAAGUUUAAAGACUUAAUUAAAUAAUUAUUAUUAAUUUAAUUAUUAAAAUGAUGUUAGGAACUGAUAGAAGUAAAUGAUUGUAUAUAGAGCGUACAAAUUGAUUAAUAGGUUAAGAAAAUUGUAUAUAGGUUAACAAUUUAACUUUAAAAAAAGAUUCCUUUCAGAGAUUAGUAAUUGAAUUUGGAAUUACUUCUGGAUGAGAAAGUAGUCUGUGCAACUAAUUAAUGUAAACAAAGGUAUCUAUAUUAUCUAGAUAGUUAUUUAUAUAUACAUUAAAAAAGGACAAUUUCCGUGAUGUCUUCCUAGUUUUCCCGCUCGAAUAAAGAGAAUAUAGCCCAUAUAUACCUAGAAGGAAACUCUUGAGAAAAGGUCGCUUUUAUGACUUAUUCCAUUCAGUAAUAUAUUUAAUAUUAUAUAUCAGUAAUAUUAUCUUAAUUAAAAAAAAUACAACAGUUCUUUAAAAUUGUGUUGAAACCUUCACUAUGUUCUUUUUUGUUUUUGAAGAAGGCCAACCCUACCAGAAUUAUACUUAAAACUAAUGAUUUCUAAAAGCUAUACAUAAGUAAGGUGGUUUUGUUUAGCAGUUUUUUUUUCGUUUUAUGUUUUUAUCGUUUUCUUAGCAUUUUAAGAAGAAGCAAUAUGGUAUGGUUUGCAAUUAAAAUGGGGAGGGGCUUUUAAA
This is a messenger RNA of Drosophila mauritiana, 1464 nucleotides long. It is a transcript of the gene Xrcc2, whose product is annotated as DNA repair protein XRCC2. Gene Ontology annotation, molecular function: four-way junction DNA binding. Gene Ontology annotation, cellular component: centrosome; Rad51B-Rad51C-Rad51D-XRCC2 complex; replication fork. Gene Ontology annotation, biological process: double-strand break repair via homologous recombination; DNA strand invasion. The transcript has a single exon. NCBI's taxonomy places the organism in Eukaryota, Metazoa, Arthropoda, Insecta, Diptera, Drosophilidae. The coding region runs from base 38 to 766 and encodes 242 amino acids. The record is from RefSeq and is a predicted model, not a curated record.